This is a messenger RNA of Paramacrobiotus metropolitanus, 2463 nucleotides long. RefSeq names its product probable 28S rRNA (cytosine(4447)-C(5))-methyltransferase. The transcript has 13 exons. The record is from RefSeq and is a predicted model, not a curated record. Gene Ontology annotation, molecular function: RNA binding; rRNA (cytosine-C5-)-methyltransferase activity. Gene Ontology annotation, biological process: maturation of LSU-rRNA; rRNA base methylation. Gene Ontology annotation, cellular component: nucleolus. Lineage: Eukaryota; Metazoa; Tardigrada; Eutardigrada; Parachela; Macrobiotidae. Bases 217 to 2223 code for a protein of 668 amino acids.
UUGAAAUUGCUAAUUAUUUGUAUCUUCUCUAGUUCCGGUUUUCGUGGUUCAAAAGUUUUGGAAUAUUUUUUGCUCCCUUAAAAAUUAAAAACCAGUUUUUAAAAGUAUUUUUUCUUCAACCUUUUGUUGAGUGACUUUGCUGGGAGAAGUGGCUGGCUGCGAUAAGCCGUGCUUUGUUUGCUAGCAAGUAGCUGCAAGUUAUCUACGUAAGCGGCAAUGGGUCGUCGUCUAGAUUUGCAGAAGCCCAAAAAAGGCCCUGGUCGGAAAGCCAAGAAGCAGAAGGAUCCGGCGGUUCCAGCGAGAAUAAGAGAAUUGGAAGCGCAUAUCGAUGCGGAAUCAGGGGAGCCUAAAAUUCUUGGCAGCCGUGCAAAAAAGCGCGCUGCUAAGAGAAAAGCCAAGGCUGAACAGCUGCUGGCGAAGCGGAAAAAGCCUGACGACGACGAAGAGGAUGCCGAUGAUGAAGAAGCGCCACAUAAUGGACGGAAGCGUCCGGCGACAGAUAAGAAAAGAGUCGAUCAAGAUAGCUUUCGGAAAUCCAAGACUGAUGAUGUCGACUCGGAUGACUUCGGAAACGAUGCUGGAGAAGAGCAAGACUACGGUUCCGACGGUGAAAUGCCCGACGACUUUUCGGAUCAGUCCUUUGAGGAGUCUGAUGGCGAGGGAAAUGCAGACACCGGUCGAGAGUCUGCUGAGGAUGAGCAUCCAUCAGCAGAAGAGCUUUCACAAAAAGACAGAUUUAUUUUACCGGAUGAGCCACAGAUGGAGAACGAAAAGCAAAAGCAACCUGAACUGGCUGCGAUCGAGCAGAGGAUUCAAGAAAUUUUGGUUGUAUUAGGAGAUUUCCAAAAUCUACGGCAGCCGGGACGGAAACGAAAGGAAUAUCUUGAUGUCUUGAGAAACGAUUUGUGUUUAUAUUAUGGAUACAAUGAAUUUCUUAUGACAAAGAUUAUGCAGUUGUUUCCCGUGCCCGAGGUGCGGGAGUUUCUGGAGGCUAACGAAGCGCCGCGACCAAUGACAAUUCGUACGAAUUUGUUGAAAACGAGGAGACGUGAUCUUGCUCAGGCAUUGAUUAAUCGAGGCGUUAAUUUGGAUCCUUUGGGUGACUGGACCAAAGUUGGUUUGGUGGUAUACGAUUCGCAAGUGCCUAUGGGGGCGACGCCGGAGUAUUUGGCUGGACAUUACAUGCUCCAAGGGGCUUCGAGUUUGUUACCGGUGAUGGCAUUGGCCCCACAAGAAGGCGAACGCAUUCUGGACAUGUGUGCUGCUCCUGGCGGGAAAACUACCCACAUUGCAUCGCUGAUGAAAAAUACGGGGGUGAUUUACGCCAACGAACCCAGCCGAGAUCGCGCGAAAGCCGUGAUCGGAAAUGUCCAUCGUAUGGGUGUUACUAACACUCUCGUGUCGUGCAUAGACGGAAGAAAGUUCACUAAAACUACUCAAUUGUUUGAUCGAGUUUUACUGGAUGCCCCAUGUAGCGGAACCGGUGUCAUUUCUAAAGACCCGUCAGUAAAGAUUAAUAAGGACGAGCGCGACAUUCUUCAGCGAUCACAUUUGCAAAAAGAGCUGAUAUUAGCCGCUAUCGACUCCCUGGAUGCCAGAUCGAAGAGCGGCGGUUACUUGGUGUACUCUACGUGCUCCAUUUUGGUGGAAGAAAAUGAAGGUGUUAUUGAUUAUGCUCUUAAAAAACGAAACGUCAAGGUGGUGGAUUCUGGAUUGUCGUUCGGAAACGAAGGAUUUUCUCGAUAUCGCGAAAGACGAUUUCAUUCAUCGUUAAAACUAGCUCGGCGAUUUUAUCCACACGAACACAAUAUGGAUGGAUUUUUCGUUUGCAAACUACAUAAAACUUCUAACAAAAUCCCUCAGCCUAAAGAAGAGCUGGAUGAGGGAAGUGAGUCUUAUGCAGACUCCUUUGCGACCGACGACGAAGAUGGUGGAAUACCAAUUACUUUCGAGCUCAAUUCCGAAAUUCCAAGUCCUGUACAAGGUGGCGAAAGUUCCGAAGAUGACGACAUUCGAUAUUUUUUGGCUGAUGAUAUGGCGAAAUUGUCGACCAAUUCAGAUUCAGAUGGGAAUGUUGCCGAAGGAGAACAGAGCACUGCCGCCGAAGGGCAGCACUCUGCUAAAAUCGGGAGGAAGAAAAAAUUGAAAUCCCGGCGUAAUCAUCAGCGAUCAAAACCAGCUCAGCCCGACGACGAAUCUGAAGCUUCUGACGAGAAUUCGUGAAUUUAAAAACGACAUAGUCCGGAGUUUUGUUAUAACAUAUACAACACGGAAUAAAAAACCUGUUGCUGCUUGUGUGCACUGGCAUGGAUGUUUUGACGUAAUUAUUUCCGCAUAGUAACUUUUUGUUGUACCAAUUUUGGAACUGUUGCUUUUUUCCUUAUACCCACAGAAAACAAAUUUACAUGAGCAGAAAAAAAUGAAAUACGCAUAUUUAUGAAUAACAAAAUUAUUUUAUCCACA